Bradysia coprophila is the source of this 1836-nucleotide messenger RNA. It is a transcript of the gene ATPsynbeta, whose product is annotated as ATP synthase, beta subunit. Lineage: Eukaryota; Metazoa; Arthropoda; Insecta; Diptera; Sciaridae. Gene Ontology annotation, cellular component: proton-transporting ATP synthase complex. Gene Ontology annotation, molecular function: ATP binding; proton-transporting ATP synthase activity, rotational mechanism; ATP hydrolysis activity. Gene Ontology annotation, biological process: proton transmembrane transport; proton motive force-driven mitochondrial ATP synthesis. The record is from RefSeq and is a predicted model, not a curated record.
CUUUAGACGAAAUCGGUCAUUGUGUUCAUCGUCUUUCCAUCGGUAGCCAUCUCCUGAAAAAGUGCUCUCGCGUUCACGUAACAUAUUACAUAAGUGGAGAUAGAAAAGAAUUUUUUCCGGAAAAAAUGUUCUCCGCCCUAAAAACGGUGGCCACAAAAGCCGAAUCAGCUAAGGUAUUGUCGUUUGCAAAUCAAUUUAAUCGUCAUUAUGCCGCAAAAACAGCAGCAAAGGCUGGUUUGGCUCAAGGAAGAGUUGUAGCUGUCAUUGGUGCCGUUGUCGAUGUGCAAUUCGAUGAUAAUCUUCCACCCAUUUUAAAUGCAUUGGACGUUGUUGGACGCAGUCCCCGACUUGUGUUGGAAGUUGCCCAACAUUUGGGUGAAAAUACCGUUCGUACAAUUGCUAUGGAUGGUACUGAAGGUUUGGUACGUGGACAACAAGUCAAUGAUACCGGUGAUCCAAUCCGUAUCCCAGUCGGAGCUGAAACUCUCGGCCGUAUCAUGAAUGUCAUCGGCGAACCGAUUGAUGAACGUGGUCCAAUUGCAUCCCAACACACCGCAGCCAUCCACGCCGAAGCCCCCGAAUUCGUUGAGAUGAGUGUUACACAAGAAAUUUUAGUCACUGGUAUCAAGGUCGUCGAUCUAUUGGCUCCAUACGCCAAGGGAGGUAAAAUUGGUUUGUUCGGUGGUGCCGGUGUCGGCAAAACUGUACUUAUCAUGGAGUUGAUUAACAACGUUGCUAAGGCUCAUGGUGGUUACUCCGUAUUUGCUGGAGUCGGCGAACGUACCCGUGAAGGUAACGAUUUGUACAAUGAAAUGAUUGAAGGUGGUGUCAUUUCCCUCAAGGAUAAGACCUCCAAAGUAGCGCUUGUCUACGGACAAAUGAACGAACCCCCAGGCGCUCGUGCUCGUGUAGCCUUGACUGGCUUGACCGUUGCCGAAUAUUUCCGUGAUCAAGAAGGACAGGAUGUGUUGUUGUUCAUUGACAACAUUUUCCGUUUCACACAAGCCGGUUCUGAAGUAUCAGCCUUGUUGGGUCGUAUUCCAUCAGCUGUCGGUUAUCAACCAACCUUGGCCACUGACAUGGGUUCUAUGCAGGAACGUAUUACCACCACCAAGAAGGGUUCCAUUACCUCUGUCCAAGCUAUUUACGUACCAGCUGACGAUUUGACCGAUCCUGCUCCAGCUACAACAUUCGCCCAUUUGGACGCCACCACUGUAUUGUCCCGUGCUAUCGCUGAAUUGGGUAUUUAUCCAGCUGUAGAUCCAUUGGAUUCGACAUCCCGUAUCAUGGACCCCAACAUUAUUGGAACUGAACACUACAACAUCGCUCGUGGCGUCCAAAAGAUCUUGCAAGAUUACAAAUCUCUCCAAGAUAUCAUCGCCAUUUUGGGUAUGGAUGAAUUGUCCGAAGAAGAUAAAUUGACUGUCGCCCGUGCCCGUAAGAUCCAACGUUUCCUCUCACAACCUUUCCAAGUAGCUGAAGUUUUCACUGGUCAUGCUGGAAAAUUGGUGCCACUCGAAGAAACCAUCAAGGGAUUCACCAAGAUUUUGGCCGGUGACUACGAUCAUUUGCCAGAAGUAGCAUUUUACAUGGUUGGCCCAAUCGAAGAAGUUGUCGAAAAAGCCGAACGAUUGGCUAAGGAAGCCGCUAACUAGACAUUUACACGAUUGAUGAAUAGAUGACACACAGUAACGAACGAAAAAUAACAACUUGGUUUUGCCCGAACCAAGGUCGAACAUUACGAAGCGAAUACAAAUGGUUGAGAUAUGAAUUGCCCUAUUAUUUACUUUUAAAUUGUAUUUAAGCCCAAAAAAAAUACAAAAUUACCAAAAAACU